This is a messenger RNA of Tripterygium wilfordii, 3842 nucleotides long. Its product is annotated as disease resistance protein RPV1-like. The transcript has 4 exons. Gene Ontology annotation, biological process: signal transduction; defense response. Lineage: Eukaryota; Viridiplantae; Streptophyta; Magnoliopsida; Celastrales; Celastraceae. Gene Ontology annotation, molecular function: ADP binding. The record is from RefSeq and is a predicted model, not a curated record. The coding region runs from base 299 to 3730 and encodes 1143 amino acids.
CUCGAUUCUUCUUUCUAUCUUAUUCUCUAUCCAUCUCUCUCCUUUUCUCUCAUGGAGUCUCUGUUAUCAUGCCUCUUCCCACCUUCUUCCAUUCAGAUCUGAAUUUGUGUUUUUCUUCUAUCUUUUCCGAUUCAGAUCUGAAUUCGUGACUUCCAUUUUGGAAUUUGAAAUUGGGUUUAAUUUUGAGAUCGGACUCGCGGAUUAGGCGGGUUUCAUAUUCUGCGCUGGAUUCGAAUUGGUUGUGUCAUGUUAUAUGUUACUCUUCAUUUUUAUUUUCAGGAGAAGAGCAAUCUACUAAAUGGCAUCUUCUUCUACCAUACAUCCUCCUCCUCAACCAAAGUUUGAUGUUUUCAUUAGUUUCAGAGGUGAUGACACUCGUCAGAACUUUCUUAGUCAUCUUCAUGCUGCUUUGUCCCGAGCCAAAAUUGUAACUUUCAUAGACCAUCAUCUCAACAGAGGAGACAAAAUUACAGAGGCACUUCCAACAGCAAUUGAGGAAUCGCAACUGUCCAUAGUACUCUUUACCGAAAACUAUGCUAAUUCGAGAUGGUGUCUGGAUGAACUUGUAAAGAUACUCGAUUGCAAAAGAAUGAUUGGGCAAAUAGUUGUACCAGUCUUCUAUAAUGUUAAUCCAUCAGUUGUACGUGACCAAACAGGAAGCUUUGCGGAGGCUUUUGCUCAACAUUCAGAGAAGAACUUUCACAAGAUAUCAAUGUGGAAGGAUGCACUCAAAGAAGCAGCUGGUUUAUCUGGCUGGGAUUCCCAUGUCACAAGCCCUGAUGCUACACUUGUUGACGAGAUUGUUAAAGAUGUCUCAGCCAAACUUGGUUUAUUAACCUCGAGCGGAAAUGAUGAUAGUUUUGUUGGAAUCAAUGAACGCAUUCAAGAAAUUGAAUCGCUAAUGAGUAAAUCUUCCAAAGACGUUCACACCAUAGGAAUCUGGGGGAUGGGAGGUAUGGGUAAAUCAACUCUUGCUCAAGCUUUUUUCAACAAAGUGUAUCCCCAAUUUGAUGCAUAUUGUUUUCUUGACAAUGUUAGAGAAGAAUCACACAAUUGCGGUCCAAAAAAUUUACGAAAGGAACUUCUCUCUGCAAUUUUGAACGAUGAUAAUCUGAAUCUCGAUGCUCUUCAUAUAGGACUUCCUAUUGUAAGGAACAGAUUGCAGCACAAAAGGGUACUUGUCGUUUUUGAUGAUGUGAACAAUUUUCAACACAUACAACAUUUAGUUGGAAAGUUUGAAUGGUUUGGUCCAGGAAGUAUAUUCAUCAUAACAAGUAGAGAUAAGCAAGUGUUGAAGAAUUUAGUUGAUCAGAUCUAUGAGGUUAGAGGAUUGAAUUCCCAUGAAGCACUUUGUCUUUUUAGCCGAUAUGCUUGCAGAGAACAACGUCCUCCCAUUAAUCAUGUAUGGUUAUCAGACAAGGUGAUAAAGUAUGCUAAUGGUAAUCCUUUAGCUGUGACAGUUUUGGGUUCCUUUCUACUUGGAAAGAGUGAGGAAGAGCAAAAAUGUGCAAUGGAUAAACUGGAAAGAACGCCGAACAUGGAUGUUCAUAAGGUUUUACGAAUUAGCUACGAUGAAUUGGACCAUGAUGAAAAAAAUAUAUUUCUCGAUAUUGCUUGCUUCUUUAAGCACAGGGAUGUUAAAGAAGUAAAAUGUCUUCUCAGAGACUGCGGUUUCUUCGCGGAAGUUGGAAUAUGCGUUCUUAUUGACAAAUCUUUAAUAGCAAUAAUUCACGAUAACAUUUUAUGGAUGCAUGAUUUACUACAAGAAAUGGGGCGAGAAAUUGUCCGGCAAGAAUCUGUGGGCGAGCCGGGAGAACGUAGCAGGUUAUGGGAUGCUGAAGACGUCACUCAUGUGCUGACAAAGAAUACUGGCACGAAAGCAGUUCGCGGCAUAUUACUAGAUACCACCACCUCAGAAAGGGUAGUUAGAGUAUCUCCUACAGCUUUUGAAAGGAUGUACAAUCUUAGACUCCUCCAGAUCACUAAAUAUUAUUGGCAUAAACCGAAAGUGCAGCUUCCUCAAGGCCUUACAUCUCUUCCUGAUGAGUUGAGGUAUCUCCGAUGGUGUGAUUACCCUUUGACAUAUUUGCCAACAGGUUUUAAUCCAGUGAAUCUAGUUGUACUUGAAAUGCAUAACAGCCACCUUGAACAACUUUGGCAUGGAAGACAGGAUCUCCCAAACUUGAAACAUAUUGAUCUUAGCUACUCGCGGAAUUUUAUCAGAAUCCCAGAUUUAACACUGGUCACAAAUCUUGAGACUCUUUCAUUGGCAGGGACUGCAGUAGAAGAAUUGCCCUCAUCAAUCCAAGAUCUCACUUCACUAGUUGAUGUGAAUCUCAUGAAUUGCGAGAGGCUUAGGAAUCUUCCGAUUGGUGUUGGUAACUGGAAAUGCCUCCAAAGGUUAGAUUUGGGUGGGACCCCAAUAGAGGAAUUGCCCUCAUCAAUUGAAUGUCUCACUAAACUAGUUAAAUUGGUUCUCUUUGAUUGCGAGAGGCUUAGGAAUCUUCCGAUUGGUAUCGGUAACUUGAAACGCCUCAAAUUAUUAUCUUUGGGUGGGACCCUCCCAAUAGAGGAAUUGCCCUCAUCGAUUGAAAGUCUCACUGAACUAAUGGAGUUGGAUCUCAGAGAUUGCAAGAUGCUUAGGAAUCUUCCAAUUGGUAUUGGUAACUUGAAAUGCCUCAAAUCCUUAUCUUUGAGUGGGACCGCAAUAGAGGAAUUGCCCUCAUCAAUUGAAAAUCUCAUUGAACUGGCUGAAUUGGAUCUCAAGAAUUGCGUGAGACUUAGGAAUCUUCCAAUUGGUAUUGGUAACUUGAAAUGCCUCGUAUGCUUAUCUUUGAGUGGGACUGCAAUAGAGGAAUUGCCCUCAUCAAUUGAAUCUCUCACUAAACUAGUUGUAUUGGAUCUCAUGGAUUGCAAGAGGCUUAGGAAUCUUCCUAUUGGUAUUGGUAACUUGAAAUGCCUUGAAUCCUUAUCUUUGGGUGGGACCCCAAUAGAGGAAUUGCCCUCAUCAAUUGAAAGUCUCAUUGAACUAAAGGAUUUGUACGUGGAUUGCAAGAGGCUUAGGUAUCUUCCAAGUGGUAUUGGCAACUUCAAAUGCCUCGGAUGCUUAUAUUUGAGUGGGACCCUAAUAGAGGAAUUGCCCCCAUCAAUUGAAAGUCUAACUGAACUAAUGGAAUUGGAUCUCAGGAAUUGCGAGAGGCUUGGGAAUCUUCCAAUCGGUAUUGGUAACUUGAAAUGCCUCGGAUGCUUAUAUUUGAGUGGGACCCCAAUAGCGGAAUUGCCCUCAUCAAUUGAAAGUCUCACUGAACUAAUGGAAUUGGAUCUCAAGAAUUGCGAGAGGCUUAGGAAUCUUCCAAUUGGUAUUGGUAACUUGAAAUGCCUCUUAUCCUUAAAUUUGAGUGGUACCCCAAUAGAGGAAUUGCCCUCAUCAAUUGAAAAUCUCAUUGAACUAAAGACGUUGGAUCUCAGGGAUUGCAAGAGGCUUAGGAAUCUUCCAAUUGGUAUUGGCAACUUGAAAUGCCUUCAAUACUUAUAUUUGAGUGGGACCCCAAUAGAGGAAUUGCCCUCAUCAAUUGAUUGUCUCACUGAACUAGUGGAAUUGGAUCUCAGGGAUUGCAAGAGGCUUAGGAAUCUUCCAAUUGUUAUUGGUAACUUUAAACGCCUCAACUACUUAUUAUUGAGUGGGACCGCAAUGGAGGAUUUUGAAUUUGAUCUCAGGGUCAAAUAUUAAUAAUCAAAUGCUUUUAAUUGAAGAAGCUUAACAGUUGCCAUGAACAUUUAUAUGUUUGAAAACUCUACGUGCUAAUAUGAAAUUGAUUGUUGAGUUUUGAUGUUUCUUUUAA